Molecule: messenger RNA, 5889 nt
Organism: Klebsormidium nitens
Lineage: Eukaryota; Viridiplantae; Streptophyta; Klebsormidiophyceae; Klebsormidiales; Klebsormidiaceae
Source: the annotation of a GenBank genome assembly
AUGGAGGGUUCUGAGCAUUUGAGAGGAGAAAAGGAGGUCCCUACUGCCAUGGAUGCCAGCAGGGCUUUGAUUGGAGCAGGGCCGCCUCUUCCGGAAGCAGGCACCGAUGCAAUGGACGUCGACGAGUACGCGCCGCACCCCCUGGGCAAGGAGACGGUGCAGGAGGCUGUGAUGACAAACUCCAUUGAAGAAGUGGUGCUCAACUCAAGCACCUUGCUGGAGUUAGCAGAUCAGCUGACGCCAGACGAGCCAGGGUGGCCUGAUGUUGCAGACAAAGCCCUGCCGGAGAAUGCUGGUCACAUGUCGGUCUCGUUGCAAAGGGACGCAGACGGAAUGCUGACGUCGGGUCUGGAGUCGGGUGUGCAGCUGCCAGCAGCUGCAGUUGACGGCCAUCCUGCAUCGAUGGUAGGUUCGGGAGCAUCAGAGCUAGCUGCUGGGGCUUCCAUUGACAGAUUAGGCGCCACCGCUGACCCCGAGUGGAAGCCGCCUUCAUCAGCAGACGAGGUUCUGGCCAAAGCACCACCGGUGCGCGUACAGAGGGUUCAAAGGCAGCUGAAAAGGAAGAGGGAUGCAGAGUUCCUGUAUGAGGGAGAUGAAGAUUGGGAAACAUUGAUUGAGCGGGGGAAGGCUGGCCAUCGCCGGAAUCUCCUAGGAGGCAUCGCAGCUACAGGUCCAAAGGGGCAACGUGUGGAAGUAGAACCGGGGGUGUUUGCUGCAGUCACCGCCGGGCUUAAGGCAAAGGUGCUGCUUCCAUCCGAGUUGAUCAGGUUCAAAGAGCAGCUCAAGAAAAGGGCGGGCAAAGAAGAUUACCUCGCUGCAAGGAACCUGGUCUUGGCGCUCUGGGAGAAGGACAUAUCCCGGGUCCUCCAACUCACUGACUGCAAGGUGACCCCCACAGCCACUCCUGGAGAGUCCCCCGGGGCUCCUCUCAUCCGGGAGGUCUUUGAGUUCCUCGACCGGCGGGGUUUCAUCAACUGUGGGAUUGCUGGUAGCAGACGUGCGCUGGCCCGGAAAAAGGGGGCAGUUUCAGAGAAGGGGGACGUCCCAGUCAAAUUAGAAGCAGCGGGCCAGGGAGAGGAUGCUGUUGGCAUGACGGUAGAGUUUCUUGAAGCUGACGAGAAUGGCAGUGGAGGAGUGGAUGCGACCCAGGUGAUAGUUGAGCCAGCUGCUGCAAUCAAAGAGGAGGGCGGGUUGGUUGGGAGUGAAAUAGAAAUUGCUGGAGUUGCUGCAAUGGAAGUGGCCGUUGAGACCUCGAAGAAGGAAGCAGACGCUUCCGCAAACAGGACGGAAACGAAGGAAGUAAAGCAGGAGCAAAAUGUUCCAAAUGACGAAGCUACGGCAUCUAAGGCUGAGGCUGCAACGAUGCCUGUUGAAGAACCGAAAGCUGUUUCAGAAAAGGAGGUAGUACGUGGCCUGCGGGCGCUCCUCCGUGCGGCGGAUUUGCAGACGCUGACAGAGCGGCAGCUUAGAAAGCAGCUGGAGGCCAAGCUGGGUCUGGACUUGACAGACAAAAAGAAACUUUUGAGGGCACAUAUUGAGGCAUUCUUGAGAACGGGUCAGGUCGAGGACGACACUGACGAUGAGGACCUUGGCCUGAGGAGAGCGAAGGGGAAGCCUGCAGUGAAGGCCGAGGUGGAAAAGCCUGGUUCUGCAGAUGGUAAUGAUGAGAAGGCGGCCGGGGUCUUGGACAGUGCUGGGAAGAAGGGCAAGAAGGAGGAGGAGCGAAAGAAGCGGAGGGUCGUUGUGGUGGGGGCGGGGCCAGCAGGGUUAGCUGCCGCGCGGCACAUGCAAAGACUGGGACUGGAGGUCAUUGUCAUUGAGGCGCGCAAGCGGGUGGGGGGCCGCGUGCACACCGACAAGAAGACCUUUUCUGCUCCGGUUGAUCUUGGCGCCAGCAUCAUCACCGGCAUUGAGGCCGAUGUAGUGGGGGAGAGGCAGCCAGACCCCAGCGCACUAGUGUGCAAGCAGCUGGGCACCGAGUGCGUUCCCCUCGGGCAGCUUUGCCCGCUGUAUGAUGUGGUCACGGGGGCGCUUGUCACACCGGAAGUGGAUACAGCGCUUGAGGCGGAGUUCAACGCCCUGCUGGACGAUACGGCCCUUAUCCCAGCCGACAAGGCAGAAGUCGCCAGCAUGUCGCUGGAAGAGGGGCUUGAAGCGGCGCUCCUCUCCCGGCGGCAGAAAGCAAGGCGGGUUGCAUCCUCAUCAGCUCCACAACCAAAUGGGCCUUUAGUCAGCAGGCCCAGCGGAGAUGUGGACAUGGAUCCAGCAGCCCUCGCGCCAGUCAGUACUGCAGUAGCAAUGAGCGUAGAAGCAGGUACAGCUACGUCAAACGAGGUCGCCCUUAGGCUAGGAUUGCCAGUAGAAGAAGGUUCAGCUACCAAGGACCUGAGCAGUCGCUCGGGGGCGGUUGUGCAUUCGGGCCAGGAACCAGACGCGGGACCCGGGACGGAUCACGAAGAGAAUGGGUUAGGCGUUGAGGGUUUCAUUACUCCCGAGGAGAGGCGAGUCCUGGAUUGGCACUACGCCAACUUGGAGUACGGUUGUGCUGCCCCGCUGGGGCUCGUGUCGCUGCCGCACUGGAACCAGGACGAUCCGUUUGGGGGCUUCGGAGGGGCGCACUGCAUGGUCAAGGGAGGGUAUGGCCACGUGAUCGAAGCUCUGGCAGAGGACCUGGACGUCCGGCUGGGCUCUGUGGUGUCCGAAAUCUCGUACCCCCCUUCACCGAGCACCAGCAAGUCGGCAGAUCCCCCGUCCGUCAAAACCGUCGCUGGGGAGACGUUUUCCUGCGACGCCGUGCUGCUGACCGCUCCCCUUGGCUGCUUGAAAGCGGGCGACGUGCGGUUCUCCCCGCCCCUGCCUGAUUGGAAGCAGGAGGUCAUCCAGCGGCUAGGGUAUGGCAACCUGAACAAGGUGGUGAUGCAGUUUCCGACGUGUUUCUGGGACACGUCGGUGGACUACUUCGGGGCUGCGGUGGAGGACGGGCACGACCGGGGCAACUGCUUCAUGUUCUGGAACCUGCACAGGGUAUGCGGUCAGCCAAUCCUUCUCGCGCUCAUCGUCGGUGAGGCAGCCCAAGCCGCUGAGGCCCGGCCCGAUGCUGACGUCAUCGGUCACGCAGUGGCGGUCCUCCGGCGGCUCUUUGGCCCCGACGCUGUGCCGGAGCCGUCGACCACACGUGUCACGCGCUGGGGCAGCGACCGGUUCAGCCGGGGGGCGUACUCAUACGUGGCGGUGGGAGCAACGGGAAAGGACUACGACCUGAUGGCGGCGCCCGUGGAGAAGGCGCUCUUCUUUGCGGGAGAGGCCACGUGUAGGGAGCACCCCGAUACGGUGGGCGGCGCCAUGCUGAGUGGGCUGCGCGAGGCCGUCCGCAUCGCGCACCUCCUGGAGCACAACCGCGACACCUUAGCGGAAGAGGAAGCGCUCGUGUCGGCGCGCAAGACCGCUGACGACUCCAAGGCCGAGAUUCGCGAAGUGGUUUACAAGGUCGAGCACUCCACGCCCGAGACGCGCGUGUCCGUUCUGGAAUCUCUCUUGGCGUCGACGCGCACUCCGGGAGGUCGGAGCGCGCUGGCCAACAAGCUGGUGCAGCUACCGGACCGCGAGCUCCGAAGCUUUGCGGGCACCCGUGCCGGGCUGAAGGUGUUGGACGGCUGGAUGGCGGACGCGCUGGCGGCGGACACGUCCGGGACGCAGCUGCUGCGGCUGGGGCUCAAAAUCCUGCUGGUCGCGGCGGUGGACCUGGGGGCGGUCAAGGUGUCGGGCGUGGCGCGGACAGUCCGCGAGAAGGCGCUGGCGCACCCCAGCCGAGAGAUCCGCGUUCUCGCCAAGGAGCUAGUCGACCGCUGGAUCGCCAUCUUCAAGCGCCAAAAGGCGCUGCGUCUCGCCCAGCAGCGCUCUGUCAGUCCGAAGCUUCUGGCAGCCUCAGUGCCGGAGCCAACAGCUGAGGAGACUCAGGUGGUGAAGAUUGAGGAGCCCGUACGGGAAGAGGCGGCGAAGGAACUCUCAGAAGCGGAGCUGGCGUUGAAGAAAGCGGCGGAGGAGGCGGAAGCGGCGGCGCUUGCCGCUGAAGAGGCGCUUAAGGCCGCGGAGGACCGCCUGACGAGCAGCAUGUCGGCCCUGCCCGAGAUUGUCUCCUUCUCCAAGUACGCCAAAAAGGACAAGCGGCCGGAAGACAAGCGCGCGCCGCCCGAGCGGCUCCGCUCGGAGGACUGGAGAAACUCACGGGAGACGGCGUCCCCGGCAGAGGCGGCACGUGCACCGCCGUCGGACGGGAAGAAGCGGGGGCACGAAAAAGGGAAGGGGUCGUCGGGAGACUUGAGAGCGCUGGAGAAGCGGCGGAGCCACGAGAAGGAGCGGGGCGCGGAGGGAAGAAAGGGGCAGCCCGUGGACCCGAGGGUGCGGGACGGGAGGGGGAGCCACGAGAUAGCGCGCAAGGAGGGGAGCGAGAAGGACGUCGCAGGGGGGGUGCAGGGGACCGGCGGUCCGGGCAGCUUGAGGGGCGCAGUGGACGGGCAGGUUGCGGGAGCGGCGGUGAAGGAGAACGAGAACGGGCAUGUGGCUGCUUUUGCGGGGGCCGUAUCGCAGCCAGGCGUUCCCAUGGGACCUACUGCGAUGAACGCUGGACAGGGGAUUGGAGCAGGCUCGGUGCCAAGCACAGGGACGGGGUUGGGCAGCUCGGAAGGAGCAGCGAAGCAGGUAGGGGCGGGGACGGUCAGUCCAGAGGAGGAGUACGACCCGUUUGGGGAGGAUGACGUGGCGCCGGGGCCGACAGCUUCAGCGCUGGGAGAAGCUGACAUCACCGAAGCGUCGGCGCUCCUGGCGGGGCUGCAAGAUGCCUUCCAGGGGGCCGAGAACGUCGGGCAGUCGCAAACCCCUAGGGACGCUCCCGCAACUCAACCGAGUCCGGGGAUCCCUCUUGCGGGCUUGGUUGCACCCCCGCCAGCGGUAGGGGGGGUGGGUCCGGCGGGCGGGCCCACGGCGGGAGGGCCCCAGGAGACGCGGCAAGGUGGAGGGGCUUCCACGAACGGGCCCGGCGGGGGGUGGCCAGUCCUAGAGAAUGAUGGGGGAGGCAGCGGAAUCAACUACGAGUACGACCCAGCGCAGACAUGGGCGUCCGCGGAGAAGGCGGCGCGGCGCGUUGACGCGGCCGCGGGGAAUGGGGUGAAGGACCGGAAGCAUGCGGUCCAGGAGGUCGUCAUUGCGGUUCUCAAGCCGGUGUACAACUCCAAAGGCAUCAGCAAGGACGACUUCAAGACGAUUCUGAAGAAGGCGACUGCCAAGGUGCUCGAAAGGCAGACGCCCGCGGAGAAACAGCUGAACGACGGGGAGUUUAUGACGUCAAAACGAAGGAGCAAGAUAGAAGCACUGGUCGAAGGCUACGUGGAGAAAUACCAAGCGGCCGCAUCACAAAAAGGGAGGAACCGGUGACAGGAGAAACUCGAUGUAGCUCUUGCGCAACACUGGGCACCUUUGUCGAUCGCAAGACCCACUUUGGCGAGCGUUGUAACUUGCAAGUUCGGCUUUGCAGCUUCGGAAUUCUUGCUUCGCCGGUCGCUCCAUCAGGGAGCCGAGCCACCGUUCACCUCUUUGUAAUGCAAACCUUCAAGGCUUCGCUAUGCAGAUAAAAGACUUUUCCUUGAUGUGAAGCAAUUCUGUUCAUCGUCGAACCUGCAAUGGUGAGUUUUCUGCGGUAAUGGCCAGUCACGGAAAGAACGUUGGUCUAACACAAAUGUGGUGCGUGGUAGGGUGCGGAGGUCUUGUCACCUUUACGGUUGUCCAUAAAAUGUGGACAAGAGGUUGAUUGCAGCGCACGGCAGUGGUUCCCGGUAGCUUUGCAGUGCAAGAUGGUGCAAGAACAUCAUUUUGUACGACUCGUCAGUCACGCAG